CAAUUUUUACAAUCAUUGAAUUUCUCUUUCAUCACUUUUUUUUUUUUUUUUCACUUUAUAAUUUUCCAACAAACCGAUAUACGCGGUCCAAAUGAAGCACAAUAUAAGGGCGUUUUCCUCCUCUUAGGGUUCCAUAAACAUUUGCGACUGACUUUGUCUUCUCACAUGCCCCCCCCGCCCCUCUUCUCUCCUAUUUCUUUAUCUCCACUCAAAUUCUUCAUUCUCUGUUAACCAGUCAUAUAUUAUUUUAAUUAUCCAUUUUCUUGGAUUUUAAGAUUUCUAUUAUAUAUUGGGAAUUUUGGUCUUGUUAAGCAAAGUGUUGUGCCCAUUUUCUUGGUAUCUCUUUGUCAAUUCUUGAUCCUGUAUUUUAGUGUGGGGUGGCUCUAAGAAACAUUUAAAGAUUUCAAUAAUAUUUUGGAAUUCUGGUCUCAUUAGUCAAAGUGUUGUGUCCAUUUUCUUGAAAUCUCUCUGUCAAUUCUUGAUCCUUUUCUUUUAAGUGGGGUGGCUUUAUUUUUCUUGAACUUAAAAUCUUUACAAGAAAUUGUUCUAUUUGUAUUUUGGGUUUUUAUUGUUUGGGGAAAUCUUGAAGUAUUGAUUAUAUUUUUGCUAAUUUUCUUUUUUGACUCCCAAUUCCAUUUUAAGGUUGUCUUUUUCAUCAGUAGUCUUUUGGGGUUUGAUCUGAAUUCUUGGUUUUCAAUUUUUUCAAGAUUUUAUUGAAAAAAUUUGAGUGUUUCAUGUGAAAAAAAGAAAGAAAAAAAAAAAGAGUCUAGAAAUGCCAGUUACAGAUUAUCAAGGGGCAUCAGCAUCAUUUACAAAUUUUGGAAGGUCACUUUUGAGUAUGCGCCGUGAUCAGGUGCAUUCAAUGGAAUCUGCUCAUGAAGCCACUAGCCAAGAGCUAGAACUUGAAGCUUUUCAAAAGCAAGUAGCCGAGCGUUUCAAUGAAUUAUCUUCUGUUGAUUCUGAUCAAUUGCUUUCCGUUCCGUGGAUCCGUAAGCUAUUGGAUGUUUUCCUCUGUUGUCAGGAGCAAUUCAGGUCCAUUUUGUUCAACAACACUGCUAACUUAAACAAACCUCCUAUGGACCGUUACGUUACUGAGUAUUUCGAUAGGAGUGUGAAGGGAUUGGAUGUUUGUAACGCAAUAAGGGAUGGGAUUGAACAAAUCAAGCAGUGGCAGAAGCAGCUGGAGAUUGUUUUGUGUGCAUUGGAGAAUCAGAGGUGCGUUGGUGAGGGACAAUUCCGUCGUGCUAAGAAGGCGUUGAUUGAUUUCGCUAUUGGUAUGCUUGAUGAGAAGGAGUCUAAUACAUCUGUUGCGCAUAGAAACCGGUCAUUUGGAAGAAACAAUACUCAGAAUGAUCACAAGUCUUUGGGGCAUUUUCGGUCGUUGUCAUGGAGUGUUUCGAGGAAUUGGUCUGCUGCUAGGCAGCUCCAAGCUAUUGGUAACAACUUAGUUGCACCAAAAAGUAAUGAAAUUGUUGCUACCAAUGGAUUAGCUUUAGCUGUUUUUACAAUGAGUUAUGUGUUAUACUUUGUCAUGUGGGCACUUGUGGCUGCAAUACCUUGCCAGGACCGUGGCCUGCAGACACAUUUUUAUGUGACCAGGCAAUUCGUUUGGGCCGUGCCAAUCUUAUCCCUGCACGAAAGGAUUUUGGAGGAAUCAAAAAAGAGGGAUCGUAGAAAUGCUUGUGGAUUGUUGAAGGAGAUUCAUGAGAUGGAGAAAUGCGCUCACCACAUGAACGAAUUGAUCGAUACUGUUCACUUCCCAAUCACAGAGGAAAAAGAUGGAGAAGUGAAGCAAAGAGUGCAUGAACUUGGGCUUGUUUAUGAUGGUCUAAAGAAUGGAUUAGACCCUUUAGAGCGCCAAGUUAGAGAGGUUUUCCAUAGGAUUGUUCGAAGCAGGACUGAAGGCCUCGACUCUAUCGGACGAGGAAAUCAUGAGUGACACAACAUGUUGCAUUGUUUGGAAGCCAUCGAUUUAGAACAUAAGGAUAAUAUGAUAUAUAGAUUUUCCCCUUUUGUUCUUUUCUUUUUUGAGCCUUUUUUUAGAUGAGAAAAGAAGGGAGAAUGGUGGUUAAUGGUGCCGCAAUGUGCCAGAAAAAUAAGUAGUUUAAAGAGGUAAAAAUCAUGUAUUUUCACCUUCAUAUAUUAUGUAAAGAACUUGGGGGAAAAAUGUGGAUCUUUGGUCCAUUUUGGUGAUGUUCAUCUUGUUUGGGAUUGUAUAAUCACUUGACUUUGAGUUAAGUUUGCUUUUUCUCUUCAA
Messenger RNA from Capsicum annuum, 2257 nucleotides. Its product is annotated as protein ROH1-like. The transcript has a single exon. The record is from RefSeq and is a predicted model, not a curated record. The coding region runs from base 773 to 1939 and encodes 388 amino acids. NCBI's taxonomy places the organism in Eukaryota, Viridiplantae, Streptophyta, Magnoliopsida, Solanales, Solanaceae.